This is a messenger RNA of Odocoileus virginianus texanus, 2757 nucleotides long. RefSeq names its product epithelial membrane protein 1 (gene EMP1). The record is from RefSeq and is a predicted model, not a curated record. Gene Ontology annotation, cellular component: plasma membrane. NCBI's taxonomy places the organism in Eukaryota, Metazoa, Chordata, Mammalia, Artiodactyla, Cervidae.
UGAAAAGAAACCGCCCAUCACACACCCCAGCACACCAGCUCAGGAAACUUAUAACCUCGGGAGGCCAGCCCUCUGCUCACUGUGAUCACAAACCUCCAGGACAGCGGACGCCUGCCACCAGCUGCUGCCAGUCAGGGCGCCUCGGUUGGUCACCGGACCCUCAGAGCUCUCUUCACCCUCAAGCCAUUGAAAAGCCAAGAUGUUGGUGUUACUGGCGAGUAUCUUUGUGGUCCACAUUGCCACCGUCAUCAUGUUAUUUGUUUCUACCAUUGCCAACGUCUGGGUGGUGUCAGAUUCCGGAGAGGAAUCAGUAGGUCUCUGGAAAAACUGUACCAUUGGUGGCUGUGCUGACCUUUCCUACGCGGGUGAAGAUGCCCUCAAGGCCGUGCAGGCCUUCACGAUCCUGUCUAUCAUAUUCUCCGUCAUCUCCCUUGUGGUCUUCGUGUUCCAGCUCUUCACCAUGGAGAAAGGCAACCGCUUCUUCCUCUCCGGGGCCACCAUGCUGGUGUGCUGGCUGUGCGUCAUGGUGGGGGCCUCCAUCUACACUCAUCACUAUGCCAACAGCUCUAAAAACCAGUAUGUGGAGAGUCACCACGGCUAUUCCUUCAUCCUGACCUGGAUCUGCUUCUGCUUCAGCUUCAUCAUCGGCAUCCUUUAUCUGGUCCUGAGAAAGAAAUAAGGCUGAACACAUUUACUGGGGACCUGGGGGGUGGGGAGGAGGGAGCCCUUGAAUCUGGGAGGGGAGUGGAAGUUGCUAAGCAGGAAAAACCAGGAGAGGGAAGGGGGGGGAGGGGAUGGAAGGGGGGAGGGGCUGAAACCCAAAUAUGAUGGAGGGGGUCCUGUACUGUCCAGCCCCUGCCCUGGGAGAAAGCCGUUGCCUGGGACGGGUGCUCCCUGGAUGUGGGCCAGGGGGCCUCCCUCCGGCCACCGGGCUUGGCCUCCAGCUGUUCUCCGUUACACACACUGCCUGGGGCCCCAGCAGCUGCCACAUCACUGGCUCCACUUCCGAGGGUGAAUUCAGUCUUCAGACCCACUGCACCCAGUUAACGCAGCGGUACAAGUUCCGGCCAGGGCAGAUAUUGGAAUAAGCCCAGCCUGGAAGCCAUCCCGCCUCUCUGACCCAAAGCAAAACAUCACCAUGUGAAGGGCUCGAGGGAGGACUUUGGCCACUGUGCCACGAUCCCUCUUUGUUAAGCAGAGAGUUAACUCUGUGGUAUUUGUGACAAAAUGGGAAGAAGAGACAUAGUGAUUAAGGCCAAGUUGGUGGCUUAGCUAAACUGAGAAAGAAAUUUUCACAGUGGAAAGCCUGGGGUGUGGUCAGAACCCAGACCAGGCCUCACAGAGCUGUCCGUUGUGGAGACCUCUUGCCACGGACUUUGCUUGGUCUCUCGCUUAAAGCCACGGCAGCACUCUGGAAUUUCUGUAAAGCCACUAACAACUAAUUCAGCGGUGGGAGCACCACGCAAAUUAUGGGAAAAGGGGGCAGUCCUACAGCAGGAUUAUACUAGGGUUAUGUUAUUAGGAACCUCUCUCUGAGCAAUCAAUAUUUAAGUAUAAGAUGUGAGAGAGAUGGAUAUAGAUCCUUGCAACUCAAUCUGUUACUCUCCCCCUAAAUUAUACCCUUUUGAGGAAGUUUUAUCUAUUUAGCCAAGUUGGGGAUCAGGGCUCCUGGGCUCACAGAUGGCUCUAGCUUUGAAAUGAGCUGAAGGGGUCGCCUUUCAGAAGUCCUGCCUGUCCCACAAUACAGAUGAGGCAAGGCAUUUUGGAAGCUUCUUAAAACACAUGCAAACCAAACCACACAUCCUUGGGUGAAAGGUGCUAUACAGUUGUCAAGUAUUAAGCAUACUAGAUUUCAGUCACAGUAAGAACAGAGUGUCUGUACUUCCAGGAAAAUAAGAAAAUUUCUGUGAGAGAAAUAAAAAUAUAGGUGAUGGGCAGAUAUUUUAAGGGAAAAGCAAAAACCCCUAAAACUCUUGUGGUGCCCAGUCCGAUGGUCAUUGAGCUUCUCUGUUGCCACAAGAGUGUUUCUUUGUAGGACUUAGAAGUAUGGUAUUAGUAUGGUAAUCCUGGUUAAGCAGUCAUUGCUCUGGCCUGGCGCAGCUAUUUUUAAGCCAUCUCAGAUUCUGGCUAAAGGGUUUAUUUGUUUUGGUGGAAGACACUUCCUUUAUCAAUUUGAGAAGACCUACCCUAGGGAGAAUCUGAGACAUCUUGCCUACUUUUCUUCUUCUAGCUCCCCCUUCAUUCCAUUUCUUAUAUAGUUUUCCUUUUGGGGAGCUGUUAUGCCACAAUUGCUGGUAUUUAUAUAAAAGGAUUAUUACUAAGUUUAUUUCUUUAUGUUCAUUCUGGUUAGGGGAAUGUGGAGGGUGGGCCACCAAAUUAUCUGGACUAGGGGUAAAUGGGUUGGAAAGCAAAAAACUGUGGGAUGAUGAACUUUUUCAUUAUGAUUUAGUGAUCACAUGACUAUAGAAGGCUGUCUCCAGUUCAGAGGCAGUCUUGCAUACCAGAUAUAUCCAAAAGAGACACCAGCAUUGUGUUAAAAAGUUAAACCAUGACUGGAGUGAACCAUGUAUUCCCUGGCCUUUUACUUUGUUUCUGUGCCGUUUAUGUCUCAUGUAAUUUGCAUUACAUUGGUGGGUUGUUCUAGUACUGUAUUUGGCUUCUUCUUUAAUAGAUUGAUAUUUCAUAUACUAUAAUUGUAAAUAUUUUGAUACAAAUGUUUAUAACUCUAGGCAUAUAAAAACAGAUUCUGAUUCCCUA